UGAGCUCCCGCCGCCUUGCUGAGCUGCUGCCACCGCGGCGCCAGACCCAGGGUGAAGGAGCCUCCACCGCCCCGCCAGAGCCGUCGCUGCCAGCGUGCCGGCACCUGCGCACGGCCGGACCCCGAAUCCCCACCAGCCCCAAGAGCACUUUGCAGCCCGCCUCCUCCCUCCUGUCUGAGCACCGGCGGCGGGCAAAUGGAGCUGGACCACAGGACGAGCGGCGGCCUCCAUGCCUAUCCCGGGCCGCGCGGCGGGCCGGUGGCCAAGCCCAACGUGAUCCUGCAGAUCGGGAAGUGCCGGACGGAGAUGCUGGAGCACGUGCGGAGGACCCACCGGCACCUGCUGGCCGAGGUAUCCAAGCAGGUGGAGCGCGAGCUGAAGGGGCUGCACAGGUCGGUGGGCAAGCUGGAGAGCAACCUGGACGGCUACGUGCCCACCAGCGACUCCCAGCGCUGGAAGAAGUCCAUCAAGGCUUGCCUGUGCCGCUGCCAGGAGACCAUCGCCAACCUGGAGCGCUGGGUCAAGCGCGAGAUGCACGUGUGGCGGGAGGUCUUCUACCGGCUGGAGAGGUGGGCCGACCGCCUGGAGGCCAUGGGCAGCAAGUACCAGGUGGGCAGCGACCCGGCGCGCCACACCGUCUCCGUGGGGGUCGGGGGUCCCGAGGGCUGCUGCCAGGAGGCUGAUGGCUACGACUACACGGUGAGCCCCUACGCCAUCACCCCGCCGCCGGCCGCCGGCGAGCUGCCCGGGCAGGAGCUGGAGGAGGCCCAGCAGUACCCGCCCUGGGGGCCGGGCGAGGACGGGCAGCCCAGCCCCGGCGUGGACACGCAGAUCUUCGAGGACCCGCACGAGUUCCUCAGCCACCUGGAGGAGUACCUGCGACAGGUGGGCGGCUCGGAGGAGUACUGGCUCUCCCAAAUCCAGAACCACAUGAACGGGCCGGCCAAGAAGUGGUGGGAGUUCAAGCAGGGCUCGGUGAAGAACUGGGUGGAGUUCAAGAAGGAGUUCCUGCAGUACAGCGAGGGCACGCUCUCGCGGGAGGCCCUGCAGCGCGAGCUGGACCUGCCGCAGAAGCAGGGCGAGCCGCUGGACCAGUUCCUGUGGCGCAAGCGGGACCUGUACCAGACGCUCUACGUGGACGCCGACGAGGAGGAGAUCAUCCAGUACGUGGUGGGCACGCUGCAGCCCAAGCUCAAGCGCUUCCUGCGCCACCCGCUGCCCAAGACCCUGGAGCAGCUCAUCCAGAGGGGCCUGGAGGUGCAGGACGGGCUGGAGCAGGCGGCCGAGCCCCCCAGCCCCCCGCUCCCCACCGAGGCCGAGGCCGAGGCUGAGGCCGAGGCGCUCACGCCGGAGCUCACCAACGAGUCUGCGGCCAGCGACCGGACCCAGCCCGAGUAG
Pteronotus mesoamericanus is the source of this 1398-nucleotide messenger RNA. RefSeq names its product activity regulated cytoskeleton associated protein (gene ARC). The transcript has a single exon. Gene Ontology annotation, molecular function: mRNA binding. The record is from RefSeq and is a predicted model, not a curated record. Gene Ontology annotation, cellular component: actin cytoskeleton; cytoplasm; plasma membrane. NCBI's taxonomy places the organism in Eukaryota, Metazoa, Chordata, Mammalia, Chiroptera, Mormoopidae. Bases 196 to 1398 code for a protein of 400 amino acids. Gene Ontology annotation, biological process: cytoskeleton organization; regulation of long-term synaptic potentiation; positive regulation of AMPA receptor activity.